AUGCCGAAACAAAAGACUAUUGGCAUCCGACAGCCCGAAACACAAUAUGUUGAUCGAUAUGCCGUCCGGAUUGUGGCGCUGAGUACUUCUGGCGACAUUGCCGUUAUCUAUGCUGAGCAAGGCAACUAUUAUAAACUUCCCGGUGGCGGGAUCGAAGUAGAUGAAGAUCAUCAUAGUGCCGCCCAGCGCGAGGUCGAAGAAGAAACUGGGGCGACCGUUUCCUUACGAGGCACUGGCUGCAUAGCUACGACCGAAGAAUUUCGCGACGACCUCCAUCAGAUCUCUUACUGUUACAUCGCUGAUGUUCUCGACAUUUCCGGUAAUCCCUCUUUAACAGAAGAAGAGCGCAUCGAUGGGCUUAGCCAUCGAUGGAUGCCUGUCAACAAAGCCUUAGAAACCAUGAACUUGGCUGAACCAACAUCGGAGCUUGGUCGUUACAUACAAACGCGCGACAUUUAUCUCCUUGCUGAAGCUAAGAAGGCCCUGGACAAUGAAAAUGGACAGAAGCUGGCCCUGAUGUGA
This is a messenger RNA of Trichoderma atroviride IMI 206040, 522 nucleotides long. RefSeq lists its product as uncharacterized. NCBI's taxonomy places the organism in Eukaryota, Fungi, Ascomycota, Sordariomycetes, Hypocreales, Hypocreaceae. Gene Ontology annotation, molecular function: hydrolase activity. The record is from RefSeq and is a predicted model, not a curated record.